This is a messenger RNA of Bolinopsis microptera, 1525 nucleotides long. RefSeq names its product hippocampus abundant transcript 1 protein-like. Gene Ontology annotation, biological process: transmembrane transport. The record is from RefSeq and is a predicted model, not a curated record. Gene Ontology annotation, cellular component: membrane. Gene Ontology annotation, molecular function: transmembrane transporter activity. The coding region runs from base 60 to 1514 and encodes 484 amino acids. NCBI's taxonomy places the organism in Eukaryota, Metazoa, Ctenophora, Tentaculata, Lobata, Bolinopsidae. The transcript has 11 exons.
AGUUAGAAUGAUGUUGUAAAAUGGUAACGUAGAUCUCUCCGCUGGAGACACCAACAAUCAUGUACAAAUCAAGAAAGAAAGUAGUUCGGGCUGUGCUCAAACGACGACGGUCCAGUUCGGCGUCCAGCAGCAACCAAUACGCUAAUAUGGGAUGGGGUAGGCCGAGCGUUUUGCACGCAGUAGUUGUGAUCUUCCUGGAGUUCUUUGCGUGGGGUCUUCUAACUGUACCCGUGGUCAACGUCAUGGCUCGAGCUUUUCCUUCGUACACCUUCCUUAUGAACGGCAUGAUCCAAGGAGUCAAGGGUAUCCUGUCGUUUCUGUCAGCCCCGCUGGUUGGAGCUUUGUCAGAUGUAUGGGGGAGGAAGUCAUGGCUGCUAGUCACCGUUUUUUGUACCUGUCUUCCCAUUCCUCUUCUUAAAAUCAGCGCUUGGUGGUAUUUUGCUGUUUUCUCUCUGUCAGGAGUGUUCUCUGUCACCUUCUCCGUGGUGUUUGCUUACGUGGCGGAUAUUACUGAUGACAAUGACAGAACGGCUGCGUAUGGCAUGGUGACAGCAACUUUCUUCGCUAGUUUCAUCGUGUCUCCCGCUCUGGGAUCGUACGUUGCAGAAACCUAUGGAGACGUCAGUGUUGUUCUUCUUUCAACAGCGAUAGCACUGCUGGACGUGCUGUUCAUAGUGGUUUGUGUCCCAGAGUCUUUGCCAACACGACCCAAAACGUGGGGUGCUCCAAUCACAUGGGAACAGGCGGACCCCUUCUCGACUCUGAGGUCAGGUAUGGGCAACCACCACAUCCUACAACUGGGCCUGAUCAUCCUACUGUCCUACCUACCUGAAGCAGCUCAGUACAGCUGUAUGUUCCUCUAUCUCAGACAGGUUAUACACUUCUCGGCGGAUGAGGUUGCAACGUUCAUCGCAGUUAUCGGUGUCCUAUCGGUCACAUUCCAAACUCUGAUCCUGGCAUUCCUGUAUAACUGUGUGGGCCACAAGACCACUAUGGUAAUAGGACUGGCAUUCCAGGUCUUACAACUGGUUUGGUUCGGACUAGGGCUCAGCAAGUGGAUGAUGUGGUGUGCGGGAGUGCUAGCUGCUGCUAGUUCAAUAACCUACCCAGCUAUCAGCGCCUACGCUAGUCAGAACGCCGACUCAGAACAGCAGGGUUUACUGCAAGGUAUCUUGACUGGAAUCAGAGGACUGAGUAAUGGGUUUGGGCCGGCUGUGUUUGGUCUCCUAUUCUUCUUCUUCCAUGUUGAACUGGACGAAACUGUGCUGGACGAAAGUAUACCUAAAGUUGCAGAGGAGGACCUUGGCAGAUUUACUUCAAUGUCCCUACCUGGUGGACCCUUCCUGUUUGGCGCCCUGCUCGCAUUCAUCGCCCUCCUCAUCACAAUGUCCCUCCCUGACGAUGCGCCACACAAGGUCGACCUUAAGAAAAAGACUGAUAUAGACAACGAUUCACUAGAAUCUGGAUUUGUUAAUCAAGAUCUCAGUCCCCUUUUGUCAGACUCUAUAGCGUAGUGUUCCCAGAA